GGGUCUGCCGGGAAGCGCUGCGGCGGCUUCCCGGGGCGCUGCCGCUCCGCCUGGCUGCGGGGCGGGCCGAACCGAACCGAACCGGGUCGGAUCGGAUUGGGGAAGUGUCCAUCUCCCGCCGCGCCGGGAUCUCCGCGGUCGGCAGGCGGGCCCGGAGAAGCUACCGCCAUGCACGACGCUUUCGAACACGUUCCGAUCCUGGAGAAAUUGCCGCUGCAGAUCGACUGCCUAGCGGCCUGGGAGGAAUGGCUUCUUGUUGGUACCAAACAAGGCCAUCUUCUUCUUUACAGGAUCAAGAAAGACAUAGGCUGCAAUAGGUUUGAAGUGACACUGGAGAAAUCCAACAAGAACUUCUCAAAAAAGAUUCAGCAGAUUCAUGUUGUUUCUCAGUUUAAAAUUCUGGUCAGUCUACUGGAAAAUAACAUUUAUGUCCAUGACCUGUUGACAUUUCAACAAAUCACCACGGUUUCCAAGGCAAAAGGUGCAUCUCUCUUCACUUGUGAUCUUCAGCAGUCAGGUUCAGGGGAAGAGGUGCUGAGGAUGUGCGUGGCCGUGCGGAAGAAGCUACAACUUUAUUUUUGGAAGGAUAGAGAAUUCCAUGAAUUACAGGGGGACUUCAGUGUACCUGAUGUUCCCAAGUCGAUGGCGUGGUGUGAAAAUUCCAUCUGUGUAGGCUUCAAGAGGGACUAUUACCUGAUAAGGGUGGAUGGAAAAGGAUCUAUCAAAGAACUGUUUCCCACAGGGAAGCAGCUGGAACCAUUGGUAACUCCUGUAGCAGAUGGAAAAGUUGCAGUUGGCCAAGAUGAUUUAACAGUUGUGCUCAAUGAAGAAGGGGUCUGUACUCAGAAAUGUGCCUUGAAUUGGACAGAUAUUCCUAUAGCCAUGGAACAUCAGCCUCCCUACAUCAUUGCUGUGCUGCCAAGGUACGUGGAGAUCCGCACGUUCGAACCCCGGCUCCUGGUGCAGAGCAUUGAGCUGCAGAGACCACGCUUUAUCACCUCUGGGGGCACAAAUAUUAUAUAUGUGGCAAGUAAUCACUUUGUUUGGCGGCUCAUUCCGGUGUCCAUAGCCACACAGAUCCAGCAGCUCCUGCAGGACAAGCAGUUUGAGUUGGCUUUGCAGUUGGCAGAAAUGAAGGAUGAUUCAGAUAGUGAGAAGAGACAACAAAUUGACCACAUAAAGAACCUCUUUGCCUUCAACCUCUUCUGCCAAAAGCGAUUUGAUGAAUCCAUGCAAGUUUUUGCUAAGCUUGGUACAGAUCCCACUCAUGUGAUGGGUCUGUAUCCUGACCUCCUGCCCACAGAUUACAGGAAGCAGCUGCAGUAUCCCAACCCCCUGCCAGGGCUCUCUGGGGCAGAGCUGGAGAAGGCACACUUAGCUCUGAUAGACUACCUAACACAAAAAAGAAGUCAGCUGGUGAAGAAGCUAAAUGAUUCUGACCAUCAGUCCAGCACCUCCCCUCUUAUGGAGGGAACACCUACAAUCAAAUCCAAAAAGAAGCUGCUACAAAUCAUUGAUACUACCCUAUUAAAGUGUUACCUUCAUACAAAUGUAGCACUGGUGGCACCACUGCUACGUCUGGAGAACAAUCACUGCCAUAUUGAGGAGAGUGAGCAUGUACUGAAGAAGGCACACAAAUACAGUGAGCUCAUUAUACUCUAUGAGAAGAAAGGUCUGCAUGAGAAAGCAUUACAGGUACUGGUGGAUCAGUCAAAGAAAGCCAACUCCCCCUUGAAGGGUCAUGAGAGGACAGUACAGUAUCUGCAGCAUUUGGGCACAGAAAACUUGCACUUGGUGUUCUCCUACUCUGUCUGGGUGCUAAGAGAUUUUCCUGAAGAUGGGCUGAAGAUAUUUACAGAAGACCUCCCAGAAGUUGAAGCUUUGCCACGAGACAAAGUCCUCAGUUUCUUGAUAGAAAAUUUUAAAAGCUUGACUAUUCCUUAUCUGGAACACAUCAUUCAUGUCUGGGAAGAAACCGGUGCAGACUUCCACAACUGUCUGAUCCAGCUGUACUGUGAGAAAGUGCAGGGCUUAAUGAAGGAUUAUCUCAGUUCUUUCCCUGCAGAUAAAAAUCCAGUGCCUGCUGGGGAGGAAGGAGGAGACUUGGGGGAUUACCGGAAAAAGCUUCUGCUUUUUCUAGAGAAGUCCAUCUGGUAUGAACCCAGUCGACUGAUAAGUGACUUCCCUUUUGAUGGUCUCCUAGAAGAACGUGCUCUGCUCCUGGGUCGUAUGGGGAAGCAUGAACAAGCUUUGUUUAUUUAUGUUCAUAUUUUGAAGGACACCAAGAUGGCUGAAAACUACUGCCAUAAACAUUAUGACAGAAACAAAGAUGGCAACAAAGAUGUCUAUCUGUCACUGCUCCGGAUGUAUCUCUCCCCACCAAGUGUUCAUUGCCUGGGACCAAUAAAAAUGGAGGUUUUGGAGCCUCAAGCCAACCUACAGGCUGCUCUGCAGGUUUUAGAACUACAUCACAGCAAGCUGGAUACCACCAAGGCAAUAAACCUGCUCCCAGCAAAUACACAGAUAAGUGAGAUUAGAAUCUUCUUAGAGAAAGUCCUUGAGGAAAAUGCUCAGAAGAAGAGAUUUAAUCAAGUACUCAAGAAUCUUCUCCACGCAGAGUUUCUUAGGGUCCAGGAGGAGCGGAUCUUGCAUCAGCAAGUGAAGUGCAUUAUUACAGAGGAGAAGGUGUGCACUGUGUGUAAAAAGAAGAUAGGUAACAGUGCAUUUGCUCGAUAUCCCAAUGCAAUAGUUGUGCAUUAUUUCUGCUCCAAAGAAGUCAACACAUUGGACACCUGACCUUGUCAUGGUCAAUAACCCCAACAUGCAAAUGAAAUUCAGAACUGAUGACUUAAGAAGUUGAUGCCUCUGAGAUUUUUGAGGCUUUUUGCUACGUUCUCUUACACUGGGUAGAAGUCAUUUGUAUCCGUGGACUGACUGUACCUAUCUGGCAAUAUUGGUUUUGGUAAAAUGACUUUAACCACGUUACUAUAAUGCUGGCAACUACACUGAACCUCUCAGUACUCAGCUGAAGAAUAGAAACUGAUUUUUGUAGUGAGUUUUGUACUGCACUCCAGCCUUGCAAAUGAGGUGUUAGACAACUGCUGGGUGUUCACCUCAAGUCAGAUUUUACUAUAAAACUUACCUCAUUAGGGUGACAAUGUUGUGAUUUGGCCUUGUAUGUAAAUAGUUCUUCAAAAACAGAAAAUUCCUUUGGAGUCUUUGCAGUUGUGUCAGUGUUGCAUGAAGAUCACCAGAUACUUGGCAGAGGGAAAGCUGUGCCUAUUUCUAGACCUAGAAAAUACAAUUUUACUAUCAUCUCACUAACGGGAAUGUUUAAAUGCUGGCCAAAGGAAUCUUUUUAUUGAUGUUCAGUGUUGCAACCUGGCCUUCUGAUAAGAACUUCCACUGGAGACAGAUAAACAGUAGAUACCACUAGUAAGCGUGGUUUUUUUCUUCUUACUUUAGUUUGAGAGCUGUAAAUGGAAUUGUGUUGUUUGCAGUGAAUAUAUUCACUCUUACUACGAGUGGAAGCUCAGACUAUUCUGAGAAGUUCACAUCUGUACUUGUACAAAAAAGCAAAGAGCAAUUUCUGAAGGGAGUGGCCUAUAAUUAUUGCUUGAGCUUCUAAACUAUCCUGGAGAAUUGUGUAUAUAAAUUCUCUGGUCUCUGGUUCACUCUCUAGCAUUGAACUAAAAUCCAGACUAUUUUGUCAUUUCUCCAUUUUAAAUACUCUAGAACUGUGUUCUGCUCAGGCUGGUACUGUUCUUAAGUCUUGGGCCAGAAGUCUUAACUGUAAGAACUAGAUUGUACCAUACUCCUUGUAGGUUGUAAUAUUUUUGUCUAACUUAUUUUUCCAUGAACUUUACUCUGUAGCAAGUUAGUAUGAGGGAUAUUAAAAUGUUGGGUUGGUGCAGAAAUCAUCUGUGCAAUGAUACUAAAAAGGCAGUGGUAGCAAAUAACCCAGUAGAGGGGCUGACUCCCAACAUCCUGGUCUAGCAAUAUUUAUAAAUAUGUAAUUAGUAAAUAGUAUGGAGCAUGGCAUGUAACUCUGAGAUACCACCUCUUAAUGAACACUUAGAUGAAUAAAGUCUGUCCACCCAAGGUCUAACUGGAUUUUGGUUAACAUCAUAGGUUUACUUAAGAAAUUGAUAUGUGAGUGCUUUUUAGGAACAGAUCUGCUUUAGACUGAUGAGUCCUAAUUCACUUUCAUUUGCCAAUGUUAAUAGUUUCCCUUCAUAAAUGUUUGGGGUUUUUUCCCUUUGUAAUUGUAUUUAUUUUUCACAUGCCAUACAUUUGUAUGGUUUUCUUGGUCCAAUGUUUUGCUGUGCUUGGAUGUCCUGGGCAGUAUUGCUACUUAUGUCCUUCUGCAGAGGCUGGGUAGAGGGAUUCUGUGGUGUUAAUAUUUUUAACCCUGUAUUUCUUCUAUUUGAAGAAGAGAGCUUAAAAAUACUUAUACUGGAUUUGCACAUUCUGUAUAAAUCUUUAUAUACUAGUUCAGGUACAGAGGGAAGACGGUUUGGGAGAAUUGUGUUUACAGGUCAUUCAGAAAAAAGAAGGGUAUUUAAAAAGGCCUUGUAUUCUUUGUAUGCAGGUAUAAACAAUACUGCUCUUAUGUUUAGCACCAUAACUCUUAUUUUAUCUUUAUUAUCCACUACCAGGAGAGCUGUAUUCACAUAUGAAGAUCUUCUUUGUGCUUACUUACAUAGUUAAGGUUGUGCCUCUACUCACCUCCAUUGCAUCACUUUCAGAGAGAUGUGGUUAGUGCUGUAAUGAUUUUGCUUGGGUUUUAUAAUGUGGUUUGGGUUUACUCACUAUACCAGCAGGUUUAACUAAAGCAACAGAGUGUAAUAAAAGUUGUGAAACUC
Molecule: messenger RNA, 4865 nt
Organism: Calypte anna (Anna's hummingbird)
Lineage: Eukaryota; Metazoa; Chordata; Aves; Apodiformes; Trochilidae
Gene: VPS39
Product: VPS39 subunit of HOPS complex
Exons: 25
Coding region: 169-2796 (875 amino acids)
Biological process (GO): intracellular protein transport; autophagy; vesicle-mediated transport
Cellular component (GO): membrane; cytoplasm
Molecular function (GO): protein binding
Source: RefSeq, a predicted model, not a curated record